UGAGGGGAAUCAAAUAUGAAAGAGUAAGCGAGAUAGAAGUUCAGAUGGCGUUACUGAUCAACUUAUUUAUUUCGCGCCAUUGAACUGGAAAGGCAGAGAAGAUGUUCUAGAUACUUUGAAGUGUUUGAUUGACCAAUCAGGACAGGAGUAAAAAAUUUUCUAACCUGCGAGUCGUCUUCUCUCCGAUUGCAAUAAAUAUUGUAAAAGCAUGUCGGGCCCGGUUGCACACAGGAAUGUUGGACCACUGCUACAAAUGUUUCGAGAUUUAGUCCGUGGUAAGAAAAUUGUGAUAGCAAUUAGAUUUGCUGAUGAACAAGCAGCGCGUACUCAACCUCCACCACAGAUACCAGGAGGUCCAUAUCAUAAGACCUCUCAGAUUUAUUAUUACAGUCGAGACGCGAGACGGGAAGUUGAACCACCAUUGUUGAUUAGUGGAUCAAAGCAGAUUGGCACAGAGAAUGAGUCUCCAGCUGAAGAAAAAUAUCUUACUCCAGGAAAAGCUUACAAUUGGGAUUAAUUUCAUAAAAAAUUGAACUAGAGGAUAUUAUAUUGAUGUAAUAUAUCAUUUAGUGAUAGAUGUUUCUGACAUAAUUAUUGUACAUAGCAAAUAAAUUAAGUUUCUUAAUA
Molecule: messenger RNA, 627 nt
Organism: Camponotus floridanus (Florida carpenter ant)
Lineage: Eukaryota; Metazoa; Arthropoda; Insecta; Hymenoptera; Formicidae
Product: NADH dehydrogenase [ubiquinone] 1 alpha subcomplex subunit 7
Exons: 4
Coding region: 209-517 (102 amino acids)
Biological process (GO): mitochondrial electron transport, NADH to ubiquinone; ATP synthesis coupled electron transport
Cellular component (GO): mitochondrial inner membrane
Source: RefSeq, a predicted model, not a curated record